Molecule: messenger RNA, 1503 nt
Organism: Fraxinus pennsylvanica
Lineage: Eukaryota; Viridiplantae; Streptophyta; Magnoliopsida; Lamiales; Oleaceae
Source: the annotation of a GenBank genome assembly
AUGAGCAGUAUUAUGAAUAUGAAAUUGUAUAGACAGCAGCAGAGAGGUUUCUUUCUCUAUAUUUUCUUGUUUUCUGUGGUCAUUUUCUUGGCUGAGUGUUCACAUGGUCACGGGGAAUCAGUUGGAACAAAACUGGAGUUGAUUCACAGGCACCAUUUGCAGCCUAUGACUCAACUUGAGCGUCUCAAACAGUUACUUCAUAGUGAUACAAUUCGCCAACGUUCGAUUUCUGAGAAGUUAUGGUUGCAAAAGAACAGAAAAAUUACUGGCAGAAGGCAACUUCGGGAGAGUCCUAAUGCCACGUAUUAUCAUUCAGCCUGCACCAACAGCAGUAGAAGGGCUAAAAAUGGCUAUGUUUCUGGGGAAAUGACAAUGUACUCAGGGGCUGAUUUUGGGACAGGGCAAUACUUUGUGUCCUUUAAGGUUGGAUCCCCUGCACAAAGAUUCGUGCUGAUUGCUGAUACUGGGAGUGACUUGACUUGGAUGAACUGUCAGUAUAGGUGCCAUGGGGCUAAGUGUAGGAAGAAAUCUCGAAAACGGAGAGUUUUUCGGGCCGAUCGUUCGUCGUCUUUCGAUACUGUGCCUUGUUCAUCAAGAAUGUGCAAGAUUGAGUUUUCGAGUCUCUUCUCUCUUACCAGAUGCCCUUCUCCCCAUACUCCUUGCGCCUAUGAUUACAGGUACUCAGAUGGAUCAGCUGCACUCGGAAUCUUUGCUAGUGAAACUGUAACAUUUGGCCUGAAAAAUGGCAUGAAGAAGAGAAUUCACAACGUCCUAGUCGGAUGCAGUGAGUCUACGAUUGGCCGAAGUUUCCAGGGGGCCGAUGGUGUUAUGGGGCUAGGCUAUAGCAACUAUUCCUUUGCACUCAAAGCUGCUGAGAAGUUUGGUGGCAAGUUCUCGUACUGUUUAGUCGAUCAUUUAAGCCCCCAAAAUCUGUCCAGCUAUCUCAUUUUCGGAUCCUACAAAAGCGUAGAUUUUAUUACAACACCCGACAGAAUGCAACACACUGAACUUGUCCUAGGAGUCAUCAGUUCGUUCUAUGCUGUAAAUAUAAAGGGCAUUUCUAUUGGAAGUAUGAUGCUCGAAAUCCCGGCUGAAGUGUGGAAUGUGAAUGGUGUAGGAGGGACAAUUCUCGACUCUGGUUCCAGUCUAACUUUCUUGACACAACCUGCUUAUCAGCCAGUAAUGGCUGCCCUGAAACUGUCCCUUAGGAGUUUUACAAGACUAAAUCUCGAUAUUCCACAGCUCGAAUUCUGCUUUAACUCGACCGGGUUUGACGAGUCUUUGGUGCCAAGAUUGGUGUUUCAUUUUGCAGAUGGAGCAAGAUUUGAACCACCAGUAAAGAGUUAUGUAAUUGAUGUGGCUCCUGGAGCUAAGUGCCUGGGGUUUGUGCCUACAACUUGGCCUGGUACAUCUGUAAUUGGCAAUAUUAUGCAACAAAAUCACAUAUGGGAAUUCGACCUUUCAAAUAAUAGAUUGAGUUUUGGUAGCUCCUCCUGCACUUAG